AUGUCGAGGGGCGUACCAGGGGUGUACCCGACCGCGACUCGCGGCCACGCUCGCCCGUCAAUCGGCGACGAGGACGCCCUGGCGCCUCAUGCGCGAGAGCGCUUUGAGCGGCUCCGUAACGUCUCCUUUUGGGGCCACAUCGAUGCAGGAAAGACGACACUGACGGAGCGUGUCUUGUAUCUCUCUGGCGCGCUCUCGCCGCCGUCAGGCGCCGCCGGGCCUUCGACGGGAGCAGCAGCGGCAGGAGGCCCGAUGCCCGGCGAUGUCGACUCGGGCAGCACCGUGACGGACUUCCUCGAGGCGGAGCGUGAGCGCGGCAUCACGAUCCAGAGCGCCGCCGUCGGGCCCAUUUCCUGGAGCCCCUUGGGCGGGGCAUCGGCAAGGGAAAAAGGAGCCGAUGGAGGCAGGGUCGACAUCACGCUCGUCGACACGCCAGGCCACAUCGACUUUACAAUCGAGGUCGAGCGGAGCCUUCGAGUCGCCGACGGAUGCGUCGUUCUCGUCGAUGGCGUCGAAGGUGUGGAGAGCCAGACGGAAGGCGUGUGGAACAUUGCGCAGAGGUACAAUGUUCGAUCGCACAUCGUCUUUGUCAACAAGAUGGACCGCGUGGGCGCUUCUUUGAGGAAAAGUAUCGCUUCCAUAGUCGAGCGAGGGCUCCACCCUCGUCCGACCUUGCUGCAGCUCCCGGUCUACUCGACAUCGGCGUCUGCCAAGGCCAAUGGCGAAGACGAGGGCAUCGUGGGGCUGAUCGACCUGGUCGACGACAGCUUGCAUGUGCAUUUUUUUGGAGGGAAAGCAGGCGAGACUGUCGAACGGGUUGCGUUAGGCGAAGCGGUCAAACGCAGGCGCAUCGACCAGGCACUUGCUGAUGAGGCGCAUAGAGCGAGGGAGGCACUCGUCGAAGCCGUCGCGAGUCUGGACGAGGCGCUGCUCGAGCAUGUAUUGACCGAGAGCGAUGCAGGUACGGGAAGUGCCUCGGUCCCGACGCACCUCUUGCGACCGGCCAUUAGAAGACUGGUCGCCAAGGGGGAGAUCCUAGCGGUGCUUUGCGGCUCAGCGCACAAGAACGUCGGUGUGCAAAACGUCCUCGAUGCCAUUGCUUGGUACCUACCGAGCCCAACCGAAGCGGGCGACUUCGAUGCUUCUGCCAAGAGGGGUGAUGGCGAGCUCGCCGCGUUGGCGUUCAAGGUCGUCUGGGACAAGCGCAAAGGUCCCAUGACUUUUGUGCGAGUCUAUGCUGGUACGCUGUCAAGAACGUCAACGCUGCUCAACACGACGACACAAACAAAGGAGAGGCUGUCUAAGCUGCUUCUUCCUUAUGCCGACCAAUUCGUCGAAACAGAGGAGAUUGGGGCGGGACAGAUUGCCGUGCUGCUUGGGUUGAGAGAUACGAGGACGGGCGAUACACUGGUGGAUCUGCGAGCCUCAUCUUCAAAGACAACACCGGUGGAUGUCCCACCGCCAGUCUUUAGCAUGUCGGUCGAGGCCCUGUCCAAAUCGGACGAGUCGAACGUGAAGGAGGCUCUCGACAUGCUCGUUCGCACCGACCCCAGCUUGCGUCUUGACGAUGGCUCCUCUUCCUCCACUGACGGCAGCGGUGGACUCGGCGCCGCUGGCACUGGACAGACGGUGUUGAGUGGCAUGGGUGAGCUUCACCUCGAGAUCGCAAGGGACAGGCUCAAGGGCGAGUUUGGCGCAAAGGCCAAUCUGGGCGGCGUCAGGGUCAGCUAUCGAGAGACUAUUGCGGGCGAUGAUGAGGGGGUAGAAGGCGAGACACGGGUAGAAGAGGUUCUCGAUAGAGAGGUGAUGGGCAAGCCGCUCAAAGCUGGCCUUGAGCUGCGUCUGAAGCGGCUGAGCGCGCAAGAUGGUCCAGGCGACGACACGUUGGGCGGCAACAUCAUCGACAUUGAUCUCGACGAUGAGCUGCUGCGGGGAGGCAACGAACGCAGCGCAUCAGCCGUUGCAAAGCGGCCCGACGAGGUUCUGGACAGCACCGCGAUGCGGCAGGCGCUUCGGGCAGGCCUCGUUGCGAGUCUCUCGAGGGGCCCACUCACUUCGAACCCGCUCAGCGGACUUCACAUCUCCGUCUCGCACGUCCAGACCUUUGGGCAGGACCUCACACCGGCCAGGGCGCUGAGCCUCGCCGCAUCGUCUGCCCUGCGGAAAGCCGUCAAGGAGAGGGGCGCCAAGAUGAUGGAGCCCGUCAUGAAGCUCCGCGUAGAGUGUCAGGAAUCGCAUCUGGGGAAAGUCGUAGCAGACCUCACGAGCGAGCAGCACGGCGUGGUCGAGCAUGUAGACCACGAAGGUCUGGCCGAGCAGGGCGCUGAGGGAGCGAGCACGAGCGAGAGCCGCUUGCAAGGCAUCUACCUACCCCCUUCGUCUGCAAGCGCGCCGCUCGAGUCGACGAGUGACUCGCUCGAGCUCUCGCCCACGGACGCACGGCAGCGGACGACGAUCCACGCCCUGGCUCCCCUCGCGAGGCUCGUGAGCUACAGCAGCAGGCUCAGGGCCCUCACAGCUGGCUCAGGCACAUUUACGAUGCGCCUUUCUGGCUUCCAGACCGUCGGUGCGGAUCGAGAAAGGGAAAUCUUGACCAGCCUCGGUCGCAUGUAG
Acaromyces ingoldii is the source of this 2613-nucleotide messenger RNA. Its product is annotated as P-loop containing nucleoside triphosphate hydrolase protein. Gene Ontology annotation, cellular component: mitochondrion. Gene Ontology annotation, molecular function: GTPase activity; GTP binding. The record is from RefSeq and is a predicted model, not a curated record. Gene Ontology annotation, biological process: mitochondrial translation; ribosome disassembly. The transcript has 6 exons. The coding region runs from base 1 to 2613 and encodes 870 amino acids. Lineage: Eukaryota; Fungi; Basidiomycota; Exobasidiomycetes; Exobasidiales; Cryptobasidiaceae.